Danaus chrysippus (African queen) is the source of this 576-nucleotide messenger RNA. The record is from the annotation of a GenBank genome assembly. NCBI's taxonomy places the organism in Eukaryota, Metazoa, Arthropoda, Insecta, Lepidoptera, Nymphalidae.
AUGAAUCAAAUGAACAUGCACGUGCCAAUGAACCCCGUGGGGGCGAAUCCUAACGUAGGGAUGCAAGGAAUGCCGGUGUCUGUUUCGAUCAUGCCCGUCGCUUCGCCCCAGCAGAUGCAACCAGUAAUGGCUCCUCAACCUCCUCAGCAGGAUAAAAUGGACAAUAUAUCCAAAGUAAAAACAUUAAUGGGAUCUCUUCGUGAAUCCCUACCGAUGACAUUAAAAUCAGCGGCACAAAUAUUGCAUCUUAAUUAUAACAUAGACUCCAAUACUCAAAAAGGCAUUGAUAAUCCUGUACCGAGAUUUGACAAGAAUUUGGAGGAAUUUUUUUCACUAUGUGAUCAAAUGGAGUUACAUUUAAGAACAGCGAUUACCUGUAUCCAACAAGCACAGUCUGCAGCUCAUUACUUACCUUUGACCGUCAUACCUUCAAGAUUGGACUCCGGACCCACGACACAGGAAACAACUCUCAGCUAUCCUCAAUACCUCAACACCGUUCGUCUUCAGAUAUCUUACGCGAAGGACAUCCACGACACACUAGUCGCCGCCGCACAGAACAUAUCCCCCACAGAAUAA